UCCAAUAAGCGUUCUGAUGAUGAUGCGUUUGGACGUGGUGUUAAUAGCUAUGGUGCUGUGCGUAGGGAAGCCGACAUUCACCAGUGCUGAGAUAAUAGUUAAAGCCACAACGACUCGGUGCCACUCGCCCGCUUUUCUUAUGUACGAAGGAAUGAUGAGAGCAUACCUGGAGGGCUACCAAUCACUCACAACCAUAAUCGGGGACGACAUGGUGGAUAAUGCCAUCAUUGAGGCGAUCAAGUGUCACCGGGUUACUAAACUUCAGGCUUCCUAUAAACUGUACACCGUUGAUACCUACUUCCAGUCGGUUGAAAGAGAUCGAAACGAUCGGAACUAUGGCUACAAUCUUAACCCCUACCCGCUCUGGGAAGCGUUCCACUGUGAAGCAAAUGUGUCGUUGAUUAUGGAGCAAGUGCUACCGGCGAUUGCGUUUCGCAAUCCAGUAGCGCGAGUGAUUCUGCUCAUUCGUGGCAUUGCCAAGUACGACAUGAUGCAGCUCUUUCGACGAGCCUGGACGCGUUUCAAGAUGUUGGAUAUUCUCAUACUGAGUCGCAUCGACUAUCGAACGAUACUGGUGUGCCUAUUCAAUCCUUACCUGUCCAAUCGGGAUGAAGUGUUGGACGAAAAGAAUAUGUUAUGCUACCAUCUAAGAACUAUGGAGGAUGUCCUUCUGUUUAAUAAGGAGGUUCAAAGGUUCACCUACGAACGCAUUACGAACCUUCACCGGUACCCGUUGAAGAUUGCCAUCACGGAUGUUGAGCUGAUGUCGAAGGCAGUUUACUUUGCCAAUGGAACGCUUCGUCGCUACCAAUAUCUCGACGGAGAAAUUGUGGAAAUUAUGCGGGAAAGGAUGAACUUCACCAUAAACUUCAACCAACUCAACUACCAAGAGUCGGUAGGUUUCAUCUCCUCGAACGGCAGCUUAGGUGGAACGCUACAGAUGCUGGAACACAACACCAUCGAUCUGGCGGCCAACUCACGCUCCAUCAUGCAGCACCCAAUGCGCAACUUGCAGUACGUCCACUUCCUUUGUCCUAUCCGGUUGAUCUUCGUAGUUCCGAUUAACUUCUUUCGCGAUCGUUACAAGGUGGUCUUUUUCCACACAUUUUCCCUGCAAAUGUAUUCAACCAACUUUGCCAUGGCCAUCUUGCUACCGUGCCUGUUGCUAGUCCUGAUGCGCCGCGAGUUUUCGGCGGCUGCAUACAUGAAGGAGACGUUUCGCAUACUUGCGGUUGUGUUUUCGUGCAGCAUUCGUCUACCUCGUAACAACCGACACCGGCUGGUGUUGAUGGGCCUCAUGUUUUACAGCAUAGUGGCAUACUCGGCCUGGCAAGGCAUCACCAUCAUUCAGCUCAACCUGGACGAUGAAAAACUGCGCAACAUUCAAACGCUGGAAGAGCUGGUUGAAACGAAACUGCAACUGAAGGCAAUCGUAUCGUUCGGUAAUGCGAUACGUGGCAAGGUUUGGAACAGUAGUGAUGUGCGGGGUCGUAUAGCGGCUCGGCUCGAUGUGCAGUGGACACCGUCGAACAUCAGCAUUAUUCCGGAGGUGGCCAACAAUCGAACGUCCGCGGUUCCUAUUAUUGAGUACUUUGUAGAGGUGGUGAGAUCUCGCUACUUUGACCCGUUACGCAAGCAGAGCAAAGUGUACUUCAUACAGCAACCGUUUAUCGAGUAUCUGACAGCGAUGGCACUGCCGAAGAAUUCACCGCUCUUCCCCACAAUUCGUCGUUUGACCAUGAACUGUCUCGAAAAUGGGAUAGUGAACCAUCAGCUGUCGCUCAUAAGACAGAAGGGUGUUCUGUUGCAGAUUGCACAGAUCCGGAACAAGACGCUGCGUGAUGAGCCUCCGGCCAGAAGGGUAAACCUUUUCAACAUGCGCAUUGUAUUUUUGGUAUAUUUGCUGAUGAACGGAGUUGCUAUUGUGGUGUUUUUAUGCGAAAUAGGAUAUCAUCGAUAUAAACAAAAGGAAGCGAAUGCAAGAAGAAAGCGUCGCCGGGCACGGGUACGACGUCCUUCUAUCGUAUGGCCGUACAUAGAGUGAUGGGCAGAAGCGGCAUUUAUAGAAAUAAAUAUACUUUUUUUUUAGUUUUUUUCAACUGAAUCAACUGUUGAUUUUCAAAUACAGCAAUACAGCUAAGCCGUCCUUAAGUAUUUUUCAUGUAGAAUAUUAUUAUUUAUAAGCAAUACGGCCAGGCCGUUCUU
Messenger RNA from Anopheles stephensi (Asian malaria mosquito), 2205 nucleotides. RefSeq lists its product as uncharacterized. The transcript is spliced from 3 exons. Lineage: Eukaryota; Metazoa; Arthropoda; Insecta; Diptera; Culicidae. The record is from RefSeq and is a predicted model, not a curated record. The coding region runs from base 17 to 2044 and encodes 675 amino acids.